Penicillium concentricum is the source of this 1314-nucleotide messenger RNA. RefSeq lists its product as uncharacterized. The transcript has a single exon. NCBI's taxonomy places the organism in Eukaryota, Fungi, Ascomycota, Eurotiomycetes, Eurotiales, Aspergillaceae. The record is from RefSeq and is a predicted model, not a curated record. The coding region runs from base 1 to 1314 and encodes 437 amino acids.
AUGAUCGGAAUGGCAUCGAUAUGCAUCUACGAGCACGAUGCAGCCACAAUAAUGCCGGCACUCAUAUCUGAAUUACCGUAUUCCACUACUCUACUCCGUCGAAUCCAACAUGGAAUCGCGUAUCCGGUUGAGACUGCCCAUAUAUUGGCAACUUUCCCGUCCGGCUCAACCCCUGAACCUGGACAACCAUGGCUGGCUGCGCGGGUGGAUCUCUUUGCCGGCCGCACAACACAAAUGCUCAUCUACUCCAGCCUCGAAGCGGAGCACACGUCAAUUCCUCCGAUCGCCACUGUCAGCGAUAGUACCAAAGCCACAACAUCGGAGAUAUUAAAUGUGGACUCGGGAUCCAAUAAUAACAAAAACAAUGCCAAUGAUAAUAAUCAUGAUAACGACAUCGGCACUGUAACCAACCCCAUUGUUUCCACAUUUUCCGCCGACCCAGCUGUCCUAGCCCUGGCCCGCGCGCAGCUAUUGGCUUUGCUGUCAUAUGUCAAGACUUACUUGCUGUCACCUUACCUGUCAUAUUUGGCGAAAUCAGCACAAGCCACACCUGCUGAGGCUGGAACGACUCGCCCAAACAACAAUCCCACUGCCAAUAGUACUGUUCCCCUGAUCCCCGCGCCAGAUCCACGGGCCUUCCUCAUCGGCAGCCUUCAUACAGGUCUCUUCUCUCUCCUGCAGGGAUCUGGCUCUUACACUCUAUCUAACCCGAUCCCCAAUAUCCGGUUCCAUCGCUUCGAUGAUCCGCCUUAUUACAAGUACUUCUUCCAGAGAUCCAAGUUCAGCCCCGAUGCAGAGGCUGGAAAAUCUGACAAUCUGCCGUUCGCGGAUCUGUCCCUUCCGUCCGGAUAUAGGUUCCAUGACCGAGAGGGGAGGGAGGGUGUUCUGAGUAAGCAUCUGGAUCUUGUGCAGAGUCGGACACAUAUCCCCCGGCCAAGGGCACAGCUAUCUAUGAUGCCCGGCAUGGCAGUCUAUUUUGAUUCCGGGUCUAGUGAUACUGAUGAAAUGCCUAUUGCAUGGGGAUUCUUGGGUGUGGAUGGAGCGCUGGCGACGUUGCAUGUUGAGCCGGAGCAUCGGGGUCGUGGGCUUGCCGUUCCAUUGUGCAAGGCUAUCAUGCGUCGUGGUAUGUCAGUAGAUGGUGUUUUUGGGGCUGGGGGUGUCAACUCUGAGGAUAGUCAGACUCGAGAGCGUGUUGGGGCUUGGGCGCAUACUGAGGUGGCUGGGUAUAAUAUGGCGAGUCGGAGGGUCAUGGAAAAGAUUGGGGGUCAGGUUUUGACGACUGUUACCUGGACUGUCAUUGAGCUGUGCGACUAA